Messenger RNA from Zootoca vivipara (common lizard), 3613 nucleotides. It is a transcript of the gene HOXA4, whose product is annotated as homeobox A4. Gene Ontology annotation, molecular function: RNA polymerase II cis-regulatory region sequence-specific DNA binding; DNA-binding transcription factor activity, RNA polymerase II-specific. Lineage: Eukaryota; Metazoa; Chordata; Lepidosauria; Squamata; Lacertidae. Gene Ontology annotation, cellular component: nucleoplasm; nucleus. The record is from RefSeq and is a predicted model, not a curated record. Gene Ontology annotation, biological process: anterior/posterior pattern specification; embryonic skeletal system morphogenesis; positive regulation of transcription by RNA polymerase II.
GGGGCCUCCUCGAGCCCAGAAAAACGACAACGCGAGAAAAAUUAGUAUUUUUGCACUUCACAAAUUAAUGACCAUGAGUUCGUUUUUGAUAAACUCCAACUACAUCGAGCCCAAAUUUCCGCCUUGCGAGGAAUAUUCGCAGCUCGGCGGCGGCGGCGGCGGCGGCGGGAGCAGCUACCACCACCACCACCAGAACCAGCCCCACCACCAGCAGCCCCAUCACCACCACCCUCAGCCGCAGCAGCACCUGCGCCAGCAGCACCACCAGGCUCACCCCGGCCAGCCUCUCCCCGAUUACUACCAGCGGCCGAGCAGGGAGCCCGGAUACCAGCCGCCAGCGCCUCCGCCGCCUCCGCCGCCUCCUCCUCCUCCCCCCGAGGCGCUCUACCCCGCGCAGCCACCCCACCACUACCCGGAGUCGCCUUAUAGCUACAGCAGCCUCAGCGCCACUCCGGGCCAGGAGCAACCGCCUCCCGGAACCUCGCCGCCACCGCCUCCUCCGCCGCCCCUGCCUCCUCCUCCGCCACCGCCUGCUCCACAGACUCCCGCGCGGAAGGGCCACCAUGUCCCGAGCCAGCCCUUGCUCCAAGGCCACGUCCCGCCACCGCCUCAGCCCCACCAGCGCCAUUGCGAAGCAGCGGCGGCGACAGCGCCCGGGGGAAUCCCUGCCUGUCCGCUCUUGCCGGACAAGAACCUGCCCGGCCUGAAAGGCAAGGAGCCGGUGGUGUACCCUUGGAUGAAGAAGGUCCACGUUAACACGGUCAACCCCAAUUACACUGGAGGCGAGCCCAAAAGGUCUCGAACUGCCUACACCAGACAGCAAGUCCUGGAGCUGGAGAAGGAGUUCCAUUUUAACCGCUACCUGACCAGGAGGCGACGCAUCGAGAUCGCGCACACGCUCUGCCUCUCCGAGCGCCAGGUCAAGAUCUGGUUUCAGAACAGGAGGAUGAAGUGGAAGAAGGACCACAAGCUGCCCAACACCAAGAUGCGCUCCGCCAACCCCUCCAGUCUUAGCCAGCAAGCCAAAGCGUCAGCACAGCACCAUCAGACACCACUACCCAGGGGUAGGGCGACCCCAAACUCAGCAGCGCUCUGAUGGCCCGACAGACGCAGGGACACCCUAACCCAUCACACGUCCCGCUCCUGCCUGAUUUAAUUUGCCAUAGGGACUAUAUUAAGGGGCAUAAAUGCAGAACAAGAGCCAGUCACAGGGCACGUGUGUUAAAACCAAAAACCAAAAACAAACACCUUGGACAAAGUGUUCACCUUCUGUAAAUAUGACCUUUCCAUCCCCACCAUGUUUCUUUUUUUAAUUUAUUUAUGGAAAUACGGUCCACCUGCAGCGUCAUUAAAGAGUUGAGGAUGGAUCCUGUACCCAAAAAGGACCCUUUGCAGAUAUGUUUUAAGGUGUCAACAUAUGUUAAUAAGUGACUUUGUGAAAUGUGUGUGUAAAUCAUAGACUUUGUCUUGUUUCGUGGAACAUUCGUGGACUCUCAAUUACAGACAGAAGCAAACCCAUCUUAUUACCUGGAAGUAUUUUGGAAGUUGGAGUGGGGGCGAUGCCCAGAGACCCCAGCACCCUCCAGCCCUUACCGACCAAGAAAGUAUGUUUUCUGUGUAAUAAGAACAAAAAAGUGUAGUCUCUGCUGUAGUCGUGAUACGUUAUCCUCCCCCGAAGCUGCAUUUAUUACUCUAAAAAAAGGAAAAAAAGAUAAAAGUACACCAAUAUUGCUAUAAAGGCUAUUUCUGUCUUCGUGUCUUGCCAUAGUCAAACGUCCGUUUACAGUUUGUGAAAUCCAUGUGUACACAUUUGUGAAUGUGUGAUGUAUAUAUAAUGUCCAGUGCUGGUAAUAAAACAAAACAAAACCACACCUCUCUGUACAAAAAUAAAACUUAAGGCACUAGACACACCGUGAGAAGCGUGCAUUUGCCUAGGAUGUGACUUUGUUGACAUAAACAUGAAAACUCUCGAGGAUGUCAUGUGUACAUGCUGUUCAACCCAUUCCUUAGGAGAGGCCGAGUGCCUGCAUUAUAGUUGAAUUAGUUUUAUUAAGGAGUAAUGUUUCUCCUUCCCAAGCACCCUAACCACUUUAUGUGUAAGGAAGCCACAUAGUUUUCUAUGAAGCUGGCUUCCACAUAGGACCAUAGACCAAAGCCCCUAGGGAAACCAGAGAGUUGGGAGUAAUUCCCAUGGAAACAGGUUGAGGGGGGGGGGUGUUGUUGUAGAUGGGCUGAAUAGGCUGCCAUCCAAGUACCCGGUUUUAAAUGAGUUGUGGAUCGGCCUGCGCAGCCUGCCCAUUUCCCCAAGGAGGCGCUUCGGCUUAGCCACUCCUACAGGAUACAGUCCACUGUGUGUAGAACAAGAAAGGCGUCCCCCCAAAAAAAAUCUCAUUUAUGACACGAGUCCUCUGCCUACACCAUUGGGGAAAUAUAGCUCUUGCCCGCCUUGUGUGAAGAGAAACGGGACUAUUCCAGUAGAAUGAAGUGAAUAAUAACAGUAAUAGUAACACUGCACUAUCAAUGCUUAAACAUACUGCAGCAUCAGUAGUGACCCCUUGGUUUAUUCUAGCUGCAGCAACUUUCCACAGGGGGGAAAGAGGGACGAGUUGCAAUGGCCACCGCUCUUUGGCAUGGGAACAAACCGGAAACGUUAAAGCCGCACACCCAAAACAUUAUGGUAAAGCUCAGAUGAUGCCCUUGACAUGGAGGUUCAUGGGGGGGGGUGUCUCCUGAACAGCUUAACCAACCCAUGCAAUAAGUACAGGUGAAAGUUGCUAGUUUAAUUAUUCACCUCCGUUGAUGUUUACUCCGAGGCAAGUCCCACUGUUGCACGGUGAGGGCUUAUUUCCAGGUAAGUGUGUCUAGGGUUGCACUCUUAUAAGUAGCAAUUCUUCAAUCUCCUUCUGGAGAGUGGAAUACGGUUCUGGGCCCUUUCUGAUAUACAGAACUAUAAUCCGAUGCUAGUUUAUACUGGAGACUUAAAUGGCCCAUUGAGUCCAAAAGCCUGUAGACGGCUCAGCCAGAACUGUCGUGGAAGCAUAAGCAGAUAGUUUAAAUGUACCCUUCGACCAUUGGGCUGGGGAGGGUAACACCGCCAUUUGAACAGUUAUGGUCUCACUUGCCGUGCAAAAGAGAAGUAAACGUUGCUGUGAAUAAUCUGGAAGUGUGCGUCGAACUGAACCACCCCAAAGGACUUCCUUCCUUAUUUACUAUAUCCUUGAAGUGCCUUGUCCCGCAUGUUUGUUUGUUGUUAAGAAGUAAAAGAGAAUAGGCUGGAAAACAAUAUCUCCCCCUCCCUGUUAACAUGGACCUCUUUUGUCUAAAGUCUUUGUUUGGUCUACCCUGGAGAAUUCUCUUCUGCUAAAUCCACUGACGCUCGAAAACCAAGAGGAGUGUCCCAAACUGUUAAAUCAAUGAUUAGUAUUGAAAUAUGAUUGCGGAUCUUCCCUGACUUCCGUAGUCUUACGCUUGGAGCACCCCCCUUUCCCUCCCCCCCUCUUUCUCCAUGGAGGGGGGGGAGAGCCCGAAAUGAAAUCACGCUGAAAAUAGCAAUUUUACUAGGAAUCAUUAAUCACCUCCUACAAUAAAUACUUCUUUGUAAUUCAACAGCGAU